Anolis sagrei ordinatus is the source of this 771-nucleotide messenger RNA. The record is from RefSeq and is a predicted model, not a curated record. Lineage: Eukaryota; Metazoa; Chordata; Lepidosauria; Squamata; Anolidae.
AUGAGGGAUCGCCUAAGUAUCUCCUCCAAAGGCUGGUCUAUGCAUGUCCCAGCAGAAGUGACUAGUGAAAUUGGCAAGACGGUUGCCUUGCCUUGCACUUUCACACACCCACACUCCACGUACGACAAAACCUUGACUGCUAUUUGGCGGGUGAAGGAGCCUUAUAAUGGGACAGUGAUUUUCAAGUGCAUCGCACACAGUUCCAGUGAUGUCUGCAGAACCACCGUUGGCUUGAAGAACAGAUACAAGCUCUUGGGGAACCCAAGGCAAAACAAUCUUUCACUCCAGAUUGAUCAAGUUUCCUGGAACGACAGCAACAGAUACUUCUGCCGAGUUGAAUUCUCUGGGGAUCUUCAUGACAAGUAUGAAAGCCGGAUGGGAAUCCGGCUCCACCUCAUAGCACCUCCCAGGAUUGUGAACAUCUCUGUCCAGAUGGACCAAGAGCAUGCUUUCCAUGCCAAGUGUACAGCCGAAGGAGAACCACUCCCGACCGUGACGUGGGCUGGCCCUCUAUCUGACAACGUGACUUCAGUCUCCAGGCCAACGGCACAUCAGAUAACCAAGGAGCUUCAGCACCUGGUCCUUGAUGGGAAAUACACUUGCAUUGCCGCCAACAGCCUUGGACAUGCGGAAGGGGCAGUGUAUUUUUACAAGUUCAAAGCUGGGAGUGGCUCUUGGAUUCUCAUCCUCUUGUUCGUAGCCCUGGGGAUAAAACUGCUGGCUCUGGUGGUGAUAUUAGGGAUAGGGGCCUUCUGGAAAGGAGGUAGAUAG